Molecule: messenger RNA, 1230 nt
Organism: Rhinocladiella mackenziei CBS 650.93
Lineage: Eukaryota; Fungi; Ascomycota; Eurotiomycetes; Chaetothyriales; Herpotrichiellaceae
Exons: 2
Coding region: 1-1230 (409 amino acids)
Biological process (GO): phospholipid metabolic process
Molecular function (GO): phosphatidate phosphatase activity
Source: RefSeq, a predicted model, not a curated record
AUGGUCGAUGCCGGCAAAACCCACACCAGCCUCGCUGCAGGUGCACAACAUCUCUCCAAACGCCUCGUUGCAUCUUAUGUGAUAGAUUGGAUUCUCAUCUUAGGCAUUGCCGCCAUUGGUAUCGGCUUCAGCAACAUCGACGGAAGCAGACGUAGGUUCAGUCUACAAGAUCCCCACAUCUCCUAUGCCUACCAUGACGAUACCAUCUCGAACGCCGUGCUGUUUGUCGUCUCCCUCAUUGCGCCCGCGGUCAUCACUGCAGUGCUCUGUCUGAUCCUUGAGCCGGGACCGACCGUCGACCGCGCAUCGACGCCUAGAGAACCGCUCUGGCGCCAAAAGAUCUGGGAAUGGAACACCGCCUGGAUGGGCCUCGGUCUGACGCUGGCAAGCACAUACGCAAUCUCCGAGGGCCUAAAAGAUUUGGCUGGAAAACCGCGUCCUUACCUGCUUGAUGUGUGCGAUCCCGACCUGAGUCCUGCAUCGAUCGUUAGACACCGUGUCGGUGGGCUAGGGACGUCUGUGGACUCGGCGGUGCCAAUUGUCGUGGAUUGGCAUAUCUGUCGAAGCACCGACGAGGAUAAGCUGAGCAAUGCCUUUGCCAGUUGGCCGUCGGGCCACUCGAGUUAUAGCUGGGCGGGCAUGCUGUAUCUCACCCUGUUUGUCUGCGCCAAAUUGGCUAUCCAUAUCCCGUUCCUCCAGCCCACGUACCCAGAUCGGGGACGCACUGGCACCUAUCUCUUCGCGGACAAAGGGAAGGAGAAGUACCGACCACGGACCUCUUCUUCCCAGCGAAACGAAGCCGCAGCUCCCCCGAUAUAUUUGCUGAUUCUAGCAUUUGUACCCAUGGGCACGGCACUUUUCAUCUCGGUCUCCCGCUAUUUCGAUUACCACCACGACGGCUUCGACAUUAUCUCAGGUGCUCUCAUCGGGAUAUGCAUGGCCUGGUUUGGUUUUCGAUGGUAUCAUCUACCGAUUCGAGGUAGUGCCGGAUCAGCUUGGGGUGCGAGAAGUAGAAACCAUGCCUUUUGGCCUGGGUGCGGCCGGAUAAGUUACGUAGGAGACGAAGGGUGGGAAACCGAGAGGACAAUCGUUCCUCGUGAAGAUGAUGACGUGGAAGCGGCUCGAUACAUCAAUGAACAACCUAGCAUGUCUGGCGCUCAGAGCGAAGAAACGAUUGCAGACGCGAUCGGAGCGCAGUCUGAGCGAGGAAGACCUGCGUACACCGCAUGA